AUGUUGAUAUUCGUCUCGCGUGACAUUUUAAUAGCGUUGGUUGAUAAAUUCAUAGAAGAAGUGAGUAUCUUUGACUAUUUGAGUAACUAUAGAGGGGUCAAUGACAUUGAAGAAUGUGCUGGAAACACAACAAGUCGAGCCGAGGAUAAAUCGAAAACGAUGAUGAAAGAUUUGGUUAGAGAAAAACUCUUGACUAUUAUGAAUACCAAGGCAUAUACUCGAUUUAAUCCGGAACAGUUACUGAAACUGGAAAAUGAGGUAAAACUCUACAUGAAAUGUGGAGAUUCCGCACUAACAGAGGGCAACUACUUCUUCUUGAUGGAAAUGCUUUUCUAUGUUCUGGUUUACUUAAACCAAGACGUGGACGCGCAAGUUAUUUAUAAUACACUGAGAGAUCGUCUUGGUGAGAGUUCGUAUAAGAUGGUCAUUAUGAAAGCCACCCUAUUGCAAAUAAAUGGUGAUGAUAAGGGUGCUAUUGAGUAUUUAGAAAAAUUAUUGAAGGACGAUCUAGAAUACGAAACAGACUUCGUUACCUAUGUCUCCAUUGCUAAGAAAUUGAUAGCGAUCAAGACGAAUGCCAAGGAUUUAAACCAGGAAGCCGUUCUGCAAGAAUUGGUGAAGUUGAUGGAUAAGUUCCCUCUAGAUGCUGAAUUGUGGUGGUAUGCCAAUGAGAUUUAUUUCGAAAUGGGCCAAUUUGAAAGGGCCCGCUAUUGCUUGGAACAGGUCCUGUGCAUCACCCCAUUCAAUUAUGUUUGUUUUGGUAAGCUAAGUGAAACUCUAUAUUAUGAAGCCCUUCGUAACAAAAAACAAGCCAAAUCUGAGCUCUUAGACAAGGCGUUGAAGAACGCUCUAAGAAGCGUGGAAUUGAGCGAACUGUACCUGAAGGGAUGGGCAUUGGUUAAUGUGAUUUCUCGGGAAAUAGGGGAGAGUAAGAAUAAACUGAUCAAGUUGUCUGAAUCUAAAUUAAAGGAGAUCUCUACUAAGUCCAACAGUAAGGACAAAAUUACGGCUGAAUUGAUUUUAAAUAAAGUAUGA
Saccharomyces eubayanus is the source of this 1035-nucleotide messenger RNA. It is a transcript of the gene EMC2, whose product is annotated as Emc2p. Gene Ontology annotation, biological process: protein folding in endoplasmic reticulum. Gene Ontology annotation, cellular component: EMC complex. Gene Ontology annotation, molecular function: protein binding. Lineage: Eukaryota; Fungi; Ascomycota; Saccharomycetes; Saccharomycetales; Saccharomycetaceae. The coding region runs from base 1 to 1035 and encodes 344 amino acids. The record is from RefSeq and is a predicted model, not a curated record. The transcript has a single exon.